Aspergillus niger is the source of this 846-nucleotide messenger RNA. RefSeq lists its product as uncharacterized. Gene Ontology annotation, molecular function: 2-dehydropantoate 2-reductase activity; NADP binding. The record is from RefSeq and is a predicted model, not a curated record. The transcript has 2 exons. Gene Ontology annotation, cellular component: cytoplasm; mitochondrion. NCBI's taxonomy places the organism in Eukaryota, Fungi, Ascomycota, Eurotiomycetes, Eurotiales, Aspergillaceae. The coding region runs from base 1 to 846 and encodes 281 amino acids.
AUGCCACUGCAAUCCCAUACCACUCGUCCGACGAUCCACGUCCUCGGUCUCGGCAGCAUUGGCACAUUCACGGCUCACGGCCUAAAAGACAUCCCGAACCCUCCAGCUGUCACCUUACUCCUCCAUCGAGAAUCACUCUACCAAGAAUACAUACGGAAUAAUCGCCAGAUAACUCUAAAACCAGUGACCGGUGACACGAUGCACCACAGCGACUACAACCUCGAGAUCUACAAACAAGGCGCCUGGCAUACCCCGGCCGACUCUCCAGCAGACCACCAGAUCGACAAUCUAGUUGUAACAGUUAAAGCAACGCAAACGGUAUCUGCCCUCCGUGCCCUCAGAUCCCGACUCUCUCGAGCCUCGACUGUUCUCUUCCUACAAAAUGGAUGUGGUAUGAUCGACGAGGUCAACGAACACCUGUUCCCAGACCCCGCAACCAGACCAAACUACCUUGCCGGAGUCAUUUCGCACGGAGUAACGCUUGCGUCUCCCUUUAAUGCGAUACACACUGGCGCAUCCGCAAUAUCUUUGGGAUUGGUUCCUCGCCCGCAUUCACAGUCCUCCCCAAACACCCGAGAGACCGGUAACCAGCUACAAAACAGAGGCGGAUCCGAAUACAUGCUGCACAACAUGCCAGUCUCCCCCAGACUAUCCGCCAAAUCGUAUUCUUUUUCGGAUGUGUUCCAGAUCCAGCUGGAAAAGUUAGCUGUGAACGCAUUUUGUAACCCAGCCUGUGCGCUCCACGACUCGAAGAACAGCAUUCUUUUCGAAUUUCCCAAACUACGUCGGGCGAUCCUCACAGAGAUAUCAAGUAUUGUGCUGCGCUUGCCAGAGUUAAGAGGCUAG